This is a messenger RNA of Anthonomus grandis grandis, 1681 nucleotides long. Its product is annotated as adenylosuccinate lyase. The coding region runs from base 124 to 1593 and encodes 489 amino acids. The transcript has 6 exons. The record is from RefSeq and is a predicted model, not a curated record. Gene Ontology annotation, cellular component: cytosol. Lineage: Eukaryota; Metazoa; Arthropoda; Insecta; Coleoptera; Curculionidae. Gene Ontology annotation, biological process: 'de novo' AMP biosynthetic process. Gene Ontology annotation, molecular function: (S)-2-(5-amino-1-(5-phospho-D-ribosyl)imidazole-4-carboxamido) succinate lyase (fumarate-forming) activity; N6-(1,2-dicarboxyethyl)AMP AMP-lyase (fumarate-forming) activity.
UUUUAUGUUGUAGGUUAUGUCGGUAAUCGACAAUCGUGGAGCCGAAAAAUAAUCUCUUAUUUUGCAGUUCUGCCUUACUGUUAUCCUUGUUCGGUGUCGUUUAUUAAUAAUUUAACGUGAAAUAUGUCGACCGAGGGUGAAAUUAUCGAUUUUAACAGUCCUUUCGCCAACUACAGGUCACCAUUAAGCACCCGAUAUGCCAGCAAAGAAAUGCAAUACAAUUUUAGCGAUCAAAAGAAGUUUUCUACAUGGAGGAAGUUGUGGAUUAACCUUGCGAAGGCUGAACAGGAAUUAGGCUUCAACAUUACAGAUGCCCAGAUUAAAGAAAUGGAAGCGCACAUCUACGAUAUUGAUUUUAAAGCGGCCGCAGAGGAAGAAAAACUUACGAGACAUGACGUUAUGGCUCACGUUCACGUGUAUGCUAAGCUUUGCCCCUUAGCCGCUCCUAUUAUCCACGCCGGAGCCACGUCAUGUUUUGUUGGCGACAACACUGACCUUAUCAUCCUUCGGGACGGCUUGGAGAUGCUACAGAGCAGAGUUGCUGCAGUAAUAGGAAAUUUGGCAAAAUUCUGCGAUGAAUAUAAAUCUGUUCCAGCUUUGGGUUUUACCCACUUGCAACCAGCUCAGCUAACGACAAUAGGUAAAAGAGCUACCUUGUGGCUUUUCGACCUGCUGAUGGAUGAAAGAGCGUUGCGAAGAGCCAAGGACGAUCUGAGGUUUAGAGGUGCUAAGGGUACUACAGGAACUCAAGCCUCCUUUUUACAAAUUUUUAACGGAAAUACUGAAAAGGUUAAAGCAUUGGAUAAGAGAGUGUCUGAGCUGUGCGGUUUUAAUAAGGUGUAUCCUGUCACUGGCCAGACAUAUAGUAGAAAGGUCGAUGUGGAAGUCGUUUCAGUUUUAUCAUCUUUAGGGUCCUCUAUACAUAAAAUGUGUUCAGACUUACGUCUCUUAGCCAAUAUGAAAGAAAUCGAAGAGCCAUUUGAGAAAAGUCAAAUUGGUAGCUCAGCUAUGCCAUAUAAACGAAACCCAAUGAGAUCUGAAAGGUGUUGUGCUUUAGCUAGACAUUUAAUGGCCUUGUUUAGUAAUGCCGCUAAUACACAUGCUGUUCAAUGGCUGGAACGUACUUUGGACGACUCGGCCAACCGAAGAAUAACCUUGGCCGAAGCAUUCUUGAGUGCCGAUGCCGCCCUUAUAACGUUAACGAACAUAACUCAAGGUUUAGUAGUUUAUCCGAAGGUUAUUGAACGCCGAAUUAAUCAAGAAUUGCCGUUUAUGUCUGCUGAAAAUAUCAUUAUGGCGAUGGUGAAAAAGGGAGGUGAUAGGCAGGUUUGCCACGAGAAAAUUCGAGUUUUAUCCCAAGAAGCUGGCAACCAAGUGAAAAUCCACGGUAAAGAAAAUGAUCUGUUGGAACGUGUGAGGGCGGACUCUUAUUUUGCUCCUAUAGUUAAAGAACUGGACUCAUUAUUAGAUCCUUCCACUUAUAUCGGAAGAGCACCUGAGCAAGUUACUGAGUUUUUAGAAAGCGAGGUCAAACCUGUUUUGGAGCUGUAUAACUUGGAGGAAAUUAACAAACCUGUUAGCUUAAAUAUAUAGAUGUUUUAUAUUUACAUAUACUUUAAAACGUUUUGAAAGAAAAAGUGUAUUAAAAUUAUGUGGUCAAAAAAUAUAUUACUAAUCUGUU